GGCGUCCCGCCGCAGCCGCUGCUGCCGCUUCCUCCUCCUCCUCCUCUCCCCGCUCCCUGCCGUCACCGCGCCUGAAGAUGCACUUGCACAGGGCUCUGCUGCUCCUCUCCCUGCUGAGCUUGGCCACCGUCAGCCUGUCGCUGUCCUCCUGCACGACGCUGGACCUGGAGCACAUCAAGAAGAAGAGGGUGGAGGCCAUCCGGGGCCAGAUCCUGAGCAAGUUGCGCCUCACCAGCCCCCCGGAGACUGUGGGGCCGAGCCACGUGCCCUACCAGAUCCUGGCUCUGUAUAACAGCACCCGGGAGCUCCUGGAAGAGAUGGAGGAGGAGAAGGAGGAGAGCUGCUCCCAGGACCACACCGAGUCUGAGUACUACGCCAAGGAGAUCCACAAGUUUGACAUGAUCCAGGGCUUCCCGGAGCACAAUGAACUGACUUACUGCCCCAAAGGCGUAACUUCCAACCUGUUCCGUUUCAACGUGUCUUCGGCAGAGAAGAACAGCACCAACCUCUUCCGGGCUGAGUUUCGGGUCCUGCGAGUGCCAAACCUCAGUUCAAAACGCACAGAGCAGCGUAUUGAACUCUUUCAGAUCCUGAAGCCUGAUGAGCACAUUGCAAAGCAGCGCUACCUCAGUGGCCGGAAUGUGAUGACGCGCGGCUCCCCUGAGUGGCUGUCCUUUGAUGUCACGGACACAGUGCGAGAAUGGCUUUUGCAUAGAGAAUCUAACCUGGGACUGGAGAUCAGCAUCCACUGCCCAUGUAACACCUUCCAGUCCAAUGGCGACAUCCUGGAGAACUUGCAUGAGGUGCUGGAGAUCAAGUUCAAAGGCAUUGAGAGUGAGGACAGCCACGUGGGGCGUGGGGACUUGGGGAGCUUGAAGAAGCAGAAGGACCUGCACAACCCCCACUUGAUCCUGAUGAUGCUGCCCCCCCACCGGCUGGGGAGCCCCGCCCUGAGAAGCCAGAGGAAGAAAAGGGCCCUCGACACCAAUUACUGCUUUAGGAACAUGGAGGAAAACUGCUGUGUGCGUCGCCUCUACAUUGACUUUCGGCAAGACCUGGGCUGGAAAUGGGUCCACGAACCCAAGGGAUACUUUGCCAACUUCUGCUCUGGACCUUGCCCAUACCUCCGCAGUGCAGACACAACUCACAGCACGGUACUUGGCCUAUACAAUACACUGAAUCCUGAAGCAUCCGCCUCCCCUUGCUGCGUGCCUCAGGAUCUAGAGCCCCUCACAAUCCUGUACUACGUUGGAAGGACCCCCAAAGUUGAGCAGCUCUCCAAUAUGGUGGUGAAAUCCUGCAAAUGCAGUUGAAAGGGACCCAGUGCCAAGCAUAGCCGAGAAAUUGCAGCGAUCUGUUCUCUGCUCCCAGGUCAAAAGGAAACAAGUACUUGAAGGAAGGUACUGUAAUCUGGCUUUUCUUACACUGCAGUCAAGGACAAUCUACCCACUUCGAAGACCUUUAAUUAAAAAACAACACACCCACCUCUCUGCCUUCAUGCCUCUCUUUUUCUUUGGGAGUUACUUUUGCAAUAUGGAGGCUGGGGAAGAAGACACACAUACCGGCUAAACAUUUAGUGGACAGACAGAAAGAAGCAAAUGAGAAAAAUUCACUGAAGGAGGAGACGAUUAGCAGAGCUGUGGACAUUUGGCAGGAACAAUGGGACUUCUUAUCCCACCAUUGACUUCUCUGCGAGCCCAGCCUUUCCUACAGAAUAACGAAGAUUUCCUUAUGAAGGAACAUAAUAUUUUCUUAGAACCAGAACAUAAUGGACCUAAUUAUUCUGCCUACAAAUGGGUGCAGGAGUCGGUGGUCCCAACUUCUCAGAACGACCACUUUAGAGAGGACCUCUUGACUAUGGUGAAUUAUCACACAGUUUCUCUCCUCCUGGAGUCCCUGCUCGAUUACCUCUGGGUAAGAGUGGGCAGCAAAUGCAGGAUUCUUCAAAGUAAUCUCUAAAGGAUCCUGCACUUGCUGUGGUGGCUAAGGUAUUGUAAGGAAAUCUGCACAUCUCUUGCACAAGGACCUGGCCCAGGCCACACCUGCCAAGGUUUUAUUAAGAAGUAUUAACCUCAACUAUUGUAAAGAAAAUAAAUAAAUAUUUUUUGGAAUUGGGAA
Messenger RNA from Podarcis raffonei (Aeolian wall lizard), 2118 nucleotides. RefSeq names its product transforming growth factor beta 3 (gene TGFB3). Lineage: Eukaryota; Metazoa; Chordata; Lepidosauria; Squamata; Lacertidae. The record is from RefSeq and is a predicted model, not a curated record. The transcript is spliced from 7 exons. Gene Ontology annotation, biological process: regulation of cell population proliferation; BMP signaling pathway; transforming growth factor beta receptor signaling pathway. Bases 78 to 1313 code for a protein of 411 amino acids. Gene Ontology annotation, molecular function: type III transforming growth factor beta receptor binding; cytokine activity; growth factor activity. Gene Ontology annotation, cellular component: extracellular region.